UCUCAUUAUAUUCUCGGGAAGAUCGCGAGUGGCCGUGCGGUGCUCGGCACCGGUGGCACGGCAACAAAACAAGUUGUGUACAGGCUCGUGCGUGACUCAUAUUGAUGAGAUGUGAUUGGUUUGGCGUUGCGAAGAGAAAGGGUCAGGGGUAGCCAUUUGACAGUGGUCAGUGCUGUAGGACCUGUCUUCCCGAUUCACGUGUGUUGUGUGGAUGUCCAGUUUGAAUAAUAUUUAAGUUUGUGUGCUCCUUUGGAUUUAUUUAUUACGGGACUUGACAAUGAUUUGGUUGAUAUUUCUUAUGGGGAUGUGCAUGCCCUGCUGGAACGCCGAGCCGGCUGCAUGUACCGAAGACUCUCAUUGUCAGGAGGGUUACUACUGUCAAACGAAUGUAUACUUCUGCCGACAAUGCUUGCGAUGUGAAGACUACAAGCGGGCGCCUCCACCCGGGACUAUAGAAUGCGUGAAAUCAGUGGUGGAGUGUGGAGGCUGCCUUGAAUCGAAAAGUAGCGGUAAUAAUGAUUGCGGACCUAAACCCAGUUUCAUGAGCCCAAAGUUUGGACGUCCAGAGUCUCAUGAAAUGAGACUGCCUAUCUACGCAUGGGUCUUACUAGUGCUUCUCGUUGUUGCGAUGAUUAUCGGCGGCGUUCUUCUUAUCCCGUUUAUCAACAAGAUGACUUACACCACCGUGUCCCGAGUGGAAUGUCAACUUCCUCCACUAGGGACAAACGACCAAUUGGAGAGCACGUGGAGCGCGCCGCCUGCUUACAACGCGGUUGUCAACAUGCCAAGCCAUAUUGAGGAAGAGCAAACUUUUCACUUGAAACCAAUAGAAACUGCGCCCCCGAAUGAAGCCCGCGAGUUUGCAGACCGACAGGCCACUCGGCCAUACAGCCUCCCGAACUACGUUCGACGGCCGCAGCUGUCCACCAUACCCUCGCCUGAUUCACUUUCUAUUCACAAUAAUAACACGGAGAUGGAAAAUAGUGUCGACGGAGUAGUCACCGUUCGAAGCCCACUAAUGACAACUGUAGAUGAUGUUUUACAAAAUGGUGCUGCAUCUAACUUGGAAGUAUGUCCAAACGGCGUAAGAAGCAGUUCUCAAGCCAUCGAUACCGCGGCCUCUGCAGCACCUGAGAACACACAUAUUACGCCGCCAGUGGUCGUAGUUAACAAUAACGUUCAUUUACAAUCAGUUUCAUUAUCUGGGGCUAACAUUUUUAUGCCCCAUUCUCCUAAUAGUGUAGAGCGACGGUAGCUUUUACUUUUAUUAUGUUUAAGUUAUUAAUUAUUGAAAAUUUUCGGAAUGAAUGUGCCGAUUAAUGUCACAUAAUCUUUGAAGAAAUCCAAAUUUCUAAUUAGAUAGAAUAAGAAAUGGAAGAUAAAUAGCGCGUGGCAUGACAAGAUCAGUUCAUAGUAUGAAAUAGGAGAGUUCUACUGUUUGUUAGAAACAGUGACACAAAGGUAGUCUCCUGACAAACGUGCUAAUUAGUGCUUGAUCGAUUCAUCAGUUGAAACCUAAUAAUAAGCUAUUUUUCAAAAGUUUAAUAUGACAGAUAGGUAUUUUACAUACACAAAAUAUGUUGACUAAUUUAACAUAAAGUACUUACUUAAUUUUAAGUUCUUAGUACCUUGAUUUCUGAUACGUUUUUACCUCGAUUACACAAUGUUGUGAAAAGGUGGACUAAUUAGAUAAAAUAAAAUUGGUUAUUAUCAUGAAAAAUGAUAAAACUCGUGAACAGUCUAAUUGGUAAUUUUAUUUGAAGUAGAAUAGUACAAAGUAAGUAGUAUAUAACAGUAGAAAGUAAGUAGAAUAUUAGGUACAUUUGUAACAUCAAGGUGUAGUUUUUAAAAAAUAUCUAUAAUACUAUAUACUUACAAUAUUAUUGUAUGCAAGAAAUGGAAAACGUUGCUCAAAAUGCAUUUGUUAAUAGGGUAGAUUGUAUAGAGAUGAAACGGAUAUCCGGCAACUAUCCGAUAUCUGGCCUAUCCGGCGGCCUUAAUACUAUCCAGCCAAAACCGGAUAACUGCUAUUCGGCCGAUAAAAAAAUAUCUAGAUAAAAAAAUAUUUGAAAGUAAUUAUUAAUUUUAUUUAAUAAUUAAUUUUAUUUAAGAAAUAUAAGUUGUUUUAGUUUAUAGUAGAAAAUGAAUUAAUUAAUACUCAUAAUGCACUAAGGGCCAAUUAUCUAUACUAAUAUUAUAAAGCUGAAGAGUUUGUUUGUUUGUUUGAACGCACUAAUCUCAGGAACAUGUUAGAAUGAAAAAUUAUUUUUGCGUUGAUUAGACCGUUUAUCGAGGAAGGCUUUAGGCUAUAGGAGCAAAGAAAUAAUGGAAUAAGAAAAAAAAACGGGGAAAGUUAUUCAUCCUUGAGGACUUUAAUGAUGCCCAAAAUAAAUAUUCCACGCGGACGAAGUCGCGGGCACAGCUAGUGGUGAAUAAAAACCAAUUUCUCUGCAUUGAGAGGUAGCUGGCAACAAUAAGACAUUGAAAGAAAAGAAUUGCUAACAUCGCUCACCAACGAAAAGAUCUGAAGCGAACCGAGGACUCCUAAUCGUUGCACCACGUUCCAUCGGACAUUCGGCGGCCGGAUAUCCGGCUAUCAGGCCAAACUACUAUCCGUUUCAUCUCUAGAAAGUUCUAAUUUUUAAUCUUUUAACUAAAAUUUUCCUGAUCAAACAAGGAGUUGAUAUAUAUUGUGAUAUUUAGUGAGAA
Molecule: messenger RNA, 2709 nt
Organism: Amyelois transitella
Lineage: Eukaryota; Metazoa; Arthropoda; Insecta; Lepidoptera; Pyralidae
Exons: 8
Coding region: 278-1255 (325 amino acids)
Source: RefSeq, a predicted model, not a curated record